GCUGACGAAAGCUUUUCAGACCCUCUUCGUCCGCCUUCAGAGGAGCCUCGUCAGUUUGCGAGUUCUCCUCCUGCUGAGAGCUUUCGGCGCAGUUUUCUCUCAGUUUGGUUCGCUUUUCUGAGGGAACUCACCACUUCCACUUGGAUGCUGUGUGUGGAGGAUGCGUGUUCUCCAGCUCUCCGCUCGGACGCUGUAGUGGUCGACGUUUGACUGAACCGUCCACGUGUUUUAAGCAUCAGGCAUGUUCCCUGAAAUCAACAACAAGGCGGCCAGACCAGAGGCUUUCCCUCACCCUCAGAGGUCACAGGCCGAGAGCACCCGCAUAGGAACCAACCGCACCUAUACACAGAAGUGCAGCACAGGGACUGGCACCUUACCCCAACUCGACCCGCCAGUCAAACAGGUGGUGGUGACCAACGGCAAACUUCUCCACCAAUCAGACGGCAUCUUACCCAACAUCGUCAAACAGCUGGUGCAGAAUGUCCAACAAAGUCAGGAGGAGAGGGAGAGGCCGAGGCCUCAGUUCCCUGCACGCUUCGGGUCCUCGGUGGACAACAUCUCAGAGUCUUUGACCAGAAGUAUCAUCAACAAAUUUGAGAAGAUCAGGACGUAUGAGGGACAGAGGCUGCCCAUGUCGCCAACAGCUGCACUCAAGCACUUUCAGAGCCAGCUCACGGAGUACGAGCAGGAGGAGAUUAUGGACUACUCUGAGAUCUGGUAUCUGGCCUUAGACACCAAGAAGAUCGAGGGCUGCCAGGGAUCUCCGCAGAAUUCAGGCUAUGAUGACGAGCAUGGCAGCUACCUCAAGGUCCUUCAUGACCAUAUCGCCUACCGCUACGAGGUUCUGGAAGUGAUUGGGAAGGGAUCCUUCGGGCAGGUCCUCAAAUGCCUGGAUCAUAAGACAAAUGAAAUGGUGGCCAUCAAGGUCAUUCGCAACAAGAAAAGGUUCCAUCAGCAGGCGCUGGUAGAGCUGAAGAUUCUGGACGCGGUGCGGAGGAGAGACCGCGACAACUGCCACAACGUCAUCCACAUGAAGGAGUACUUCUACUUUCGCAACCAUCUCUGCAUCUCCUUCGAGCUGCUGGGAGCGAACCUGUAUGAACUGAUCAAGAAGAACAACUUCCAGGGCUUCAGUCUGGCCCUAAUCCGGCGCUUUGCCCACUCUCUGCUCAAGUGCCUGCAGAUGCUGCACAGGGAAAAGAUCAUCCACUGCGACCUCAAACCGGAGAACAUUCUGCUGUCCCAGCGAGGGCAGGGGAAUAUCAAGGUGGUCGACUUUGGGUCAAGCUGCUAUGAGCAGCAGAGAGUGUACACCUACAUCCAGAGCCGUUUCUACCGCUCUCCAGAGGUGAUCCUGGGCCACCCGUACAGCAUGGCUAUAGACAUGUGGAGCCUGGGCUGCAUCCUGGCUGAGCUCUACACAGGCUACCCGCUGUUCCCGGGAGAGAGCGAGGUAGAGCAGAUCGCCUGUAUCAUGGAGGUGCUGGGCUUGCCUCCAAAUGACUUUGUUCAGACAGCAUCCAGAAGGCGGUUAUUUUUCGAUUCGAAAGGGAACCCACGGAACAUCACUAACAGCAAGGGCAAGAAACGCAGACCCAACUCAAAGGAUCUUGCCAGCGUGUUGAAGACCAACGAUCCUCUGUUUUUGGACUUUAUAAGGCGCUGUCUUGUGUGGGACCCUGCUAAGCGCAUGACUCCAGAUGAGGGCAUGCAGCACGAGUGGAUCCACGAGGGCCGUCUCAACAAGCUCCGCCCUAAAACACGACCAAUAAGAAAGCCAGGCGAGUGUGACAGCAACUACGAGUACACUUUCCGCAGAACAACCACCAACAGGACUGAGGACAGAGCGAAAAAGGAGAACUCGGUCAAAGACAGCAAGAUAGAGACAGCAGAGCGCCUGCGUCCCAUUGGAGCAUCAGCUGAGGAGGAGACCUGUGAAGGAGUGGAUAAGAGUGUGUCCAGUAAAGAGAGCAAAGACAGCAAACCAGAGAGCAAUCCAGACAGUGGAGAGCGCUCUGUAGAAAUCAUCAUCAAACCUCAGUCUCAGUCCCAGUCAAGCACAGACUCAGAGACACAGGAGGUCCACUGUCCGCCUCUCAUUUAACAGGCUGAAAGAGGGGAUGCCGUCACUCAGUUCAGGCUUUGGACACUGAGUCAGGACCACCCUGGUCAGUGGUGCUGAUGGAGUCUGAAGGGUGUUUGAUUCAUGCAGGGCUGCCUGCUAGAUAAAAGAUCAAUGUUGGCUUUUAUUUAGAACCUGUCUCUUACUCGCCAUUGGUUUUGUAGGUUUUCUUAUUGUGUUUAUAUUUUUUUUAAGUUGGAAGUAAAUGUUGUCACUGCUGCACACUAUGAGUCGUCUGAGAUUAAAGAGGAAUUCCACCUGUAUUUCUGCGUAAUUUAAUC
Colossoma macropomum (tambaqui) is the source of this 2403-nucleotide messenger RNA. RefSeq names its product dual-specificity tyrosine-(Y)-phosphorylation regulated kinase 4 (gene dyrk4). Gene Ontology annotation, biological process: peptidyl-threonine phosphorylation; peptidyl-serine phosphorylation. The transcript has 14 exons. Lineage: Eukaryota; Metazoa; Chordata; Actinopteri; Characiformes; Serrasalmidae. The coding region runs from base 242 to 2104 and encodes 620 amino acids. Gene Ontology annotation, cellular component: nucleus. Gene Ontology annotation, molecular function: ATP binding; protein serine/threonine/tyrosine kinase activity; protein serine/threonine kinase activity. The record is from RefSeq and is a predicted model, not a curated record.